Molecule: messenger RNA, 1275 nt
Organism: Colletotrichum phormii
Lineage: Eukaryota; Fungi; Ascomycota; Sordariomycetes; Glomerellales; Glomerellaceae
Product: acyl-CoA dehydrogenase
Exons: 2
Coding region: 1-1275 (424 amino acids)
Biological process (GO): L-leucine catabolic process
Molecular function (GO): 3-methylbutanoyl-CoA dehydrogenase activity; flavin adenine dinucleotide binding
Source: RefSeq, a predicted model, not a curated record
AUGUCAAGUGUUAGAGCCUUCAGAUCGUUGGCGCGGCCAGCGCGUCAAUUGCGACCCCUCGCCGCCCCCGCCCUCCAGACCCGACACCACUCCUCUAAGCAUCCCAAGGGAUUCGAAGCACCGUCACAAGCCGACCUUACCGAGCUGCGCGAGCGUGUGCAGGAGUUCACAAGGCGCGAGAUCACAGAAGAAGUCGCCGCGAACACGGACAAGAGCAAUGCCUUCCCCAACGAGAUGUGGCAAAAGUUGGGCGAGGCUGGUUUCCUAGGCAUGACUGCCGAUGAAGACGUCGGUGGCCUGGCCCUGGGUUACCAGGCGCAUUGCGUUGUCAUGGAAGAGAUCUCGCGUGCAUCUGGCUCAAUUGGUCUCAGCUACGCCGCCCACUCUCAACUUUGCGUCAACCAGCUCCAGCUCAAUGGUUCUCCGGAGCAGAAGCAGAAGUAUCUCCCCGGUUUGAUUGCCGGCACAAGCGUCGGCGCGCUCGCAAUGUCCGAGUCUGGGGCUGGUAGCGAUGUCGUAAGCAUGAGGACGACGGCGACGGCCGUUGAUGGCGGCUACGUCCUAAAUGGCUCCAAAAUGUGGAUUACCAACGGUCCCGACGCCGACGUCAUCGUCGUUUACGCAAAGACGGAGCCCGAGAAGGGGUCCAAGGGUGUCACGGCGUUCCUUGUCGAGACAAAGACCAAGGGUUUUAGCUGCGCAAGGAAGCUCGACAAGAUGGGUAUGCGCGGAAGCAACACUGGCGAGCUCAACUUCGACUCCGUCUUCGUGCCUAAAGAGAACAUCCUCGGCAAGAUCAAUGGUGGUGUCAGAGUCCUGAUGGAGGGCCUGGACCUUGAGCGUCUCGUUCUCAGCGCUGGGCCUCUUGGUAUCAUGCAGGCUGCGCUGGACGUCGCUCUCCCCUUUACCCACCAGCGAAAGCAGUUUGGCAUCCCCAUCGCUCAGAACCAGUUCAUCCAGGGCAAGCUGGCAGACAUGUACACCAAACUCCAGGCUUCUCGUGCAUACACAUAUGCCACGGCUAAGGCUGUUGACGAGGAGGGGUUGAUCAAGACACAGGACUGCGCCGGUGCCAUCUUGUAUGCUGCCGAGAGGGCGACAGAGUGUACCCUGGACAGCAUCCAGCUCCUCGGUGGCAUGGGAUACGUCGAGGAAAUGCCAGCUUCAAGGCUGUUGAGAGAUGCGAAGUUAUAUGAGAUUGGCGCCGGAACUUCGGAAAUCCGUAGAAUGGUUAUUGGACGGGCUUUCAACAAGGAAUAUGCCCACCUGGCGUGA